Messenger RNA from Exophiala mesophila, 978 nucleotides. RefSeq lists its product as uncharacterized. The transcript is spliced from 4 exons. Bases 207 to 527 code for a protein of 106 amino acids. Lineage: Eukaryota; Fungi; Ascomycota; Eurotiomycetes; Chaetothyriales; Herpotrichiellaceae. The record is from RefSeq and is a predicted model, not a curated record. Gene Ontology annotation, biological process: mitochondrial electron transport, NADH to ubiquinone.
CCGGGUUCUAGCAACUGGCACUUCCAAUCGACUUGAAGGAAUUACAGAUUCAUGCACUACCAUCGUCAACUGCGCCAUCUCACCAAACAACGACUCAAGGAGAUAUAGCACGAGGCAGCACGAGGUGGUUGUCGACUGUCAGUGUGACUGAGGAGGUUUUCGGUUGUUUUUGCGCGCCCGGAGCGCACCCCUCCACUCUCAUCAACAUGACCACCUUGAGUCCUCAUGUCAAGGCCGUCCGGUCCCUGUACCGACGAGCGCUGCGGCUGUCCUUAGAUUGGGCUGUGCAGCGCAGCCUGUGGCGUGGCCAAGCUGUCUACAUUCGUUCCCUCUUCGAUGCAAACAGGAAUAUCAAUGAUACUCGGACACAAAGAAUUCUUUUCAACGAGACAGAGAAAUUAUUACGGAAAUGGAAGCACCCCGAUCCAUAUAGGCCACCAACAGCUCCCGGUGGCUCCAAAUACGAAAGGAAUUUACCAGCCCCAGAUAUUCCUCCGCCGUCAAGGGACUUUGUCAAGAGAUUAUAAAGGGCUAUUGAAUACAGCAUGAUCGCGACAAAACAUUACAAUUGAUUGUACAUACUAGCAAAGCGCGAGAAGACCUGCCAUUAGAUGGCAUACAGCUUCAGAAAGAAUGAAAAAUGACCAUUGAGCCGUUAUCAUCGAAGACUCUGGACUCUAUCACCAUUCGUUUGGUUCAGCGCAAGGGGAUAUCAACAGGACAAAAUGCGUCCAUUCGUUUUGUCUUUGACCUUUCAGAACAGUGGACUUUUGCAACAACGCGGUCAUGUUUUAGACUCUUCUGGCGUCGUUGGCAUGGCGAGAAACAGGAUUGCGGCUUCUCAUAUGGCCACUCAUUUCGUGUUUCCGAGCAUCACUAGUGGAGGUGUCACGUGAUAUCGAUCCUCCUAAGCUUUAGAUUGACUCGCGCCUUGAGUGAGGUCAUAAUCCAUCAUCCAAAUUCAAGCCUCCAUUCCAC